AUGCGUCUCUCCAUCUUCCUGCUUGCUUUACCAGCUCUGGCUCUGGCCCAGUCUUCCGGCCCUGUGGAAGAUCAAUCCACUGCCCUGGUGACCAUCCCUGAGGGUACCACCUCCAUUUCAGAGACCUUCACCCAGAAGCCCACGGAGACUCCAACGGACAUCACUCUUACCGGUACUGCUACUCCCACUGCUACUGCUACCGCGACUACCACCGGCACCGUCACUGCCACCACCUCGCAGCCCGUGAUCCCUACUGCUCCCACGGGCUCGACCGGCAUCGGCUCCAGCAGCGUCCCAACCUCCUUCUCCACCGUGCCCACCAGCAGCAGCGGCAGCAGCAGCACCGUAAAGGCCACAACCAAGACCACCGAAACCUCCUCGACCACCGAGACUUCGGACUCGUCAUCGUCCAGCACCAAGUCCAGCUCCUCCAAGGCCACCCAUAGCUCGACCUCCAACGCCGCCUUGCCCAUGGCCACCGGCUCGCUGGGUCUCUCCGUCGUGGCUGGUGCCGCUCUCGCUGCUUUCCUGUAA
Aspergillus clavatus NRRL 1 is the source of this 534-nucleotide messenger RNA. RefSeq names its product putative GPI anchored protein. Bases 1 to 534 code for a protein of 177 amino acids. The record is from RefSeq and is a predicted model, not a curated record. The transcript is spliced from 2 exons. Lineage: Eukaryota; Fungi; Ascomycota; Eurotiomycetes; Eurotiales; Aspergillaceae.